GCGAUAGGCCGCAGCAACAGCCCACAAAGACGUACAGACAGGCUGGACACACGAACAGGCCGAGCUAGAGACAGACGGACCGAUGGGCAGUGUGCGGUACAGGAAGCUCGGAAGACGCACAGACAGUUUGGCUAUAAUUAUGAUGAUGGUGAUGAUGAUGAUGAUGAUGGUAGUGGCAGUGGUAGGGAGGAUGAUGAUGGUGACGAUGAAAGUGAUAAUGGGGAUGAUGAUGAUGAUGAUGAUGAUGGUAGUGGCAGUGGUAGGGAGGAUGAUGAUGGUGACGAUGAAGGUGAUAAUGGUGAUGAUGAUGAUGAUGAUGAUGAUGAUGAUGGUAGUGGCAGUGGUAGGGAGGAUGAUGAUGGUGACGAUGAAAGUGAUAAUGGUGAUGAUGAUGAUGAUGAUGAUGCUGAUGGUAGUGUCAGUGGUAGGGAGGAUGAUGAUGGUGACGAUGAAAGUGAUAAUGGUGAUGAUGAUGAUGAGGAUGAUGAUGAUGGUAGUGGCAGUGCGCAAGGCGGUUUCGACGCGCAACCCGUCGACAAAACAAGCGAAUAA
Molecule: messenger RNA, 552 nt
Organism: Protopolystoma xenopodis
Lineage: Eukaryota; Metazoa; Platyhelminthes; Monogenea; Polystomatidea; Polystomatidae
Source: the annotation of a GenBank genome assembly